CGCGACCGAACCCAAACACCUGGACGUUGGGAGGCACAGAUGAAAAAGCAUUAAAGCUGCGCGCCCCUUUGACGUUGAAUGGCGGCUCAUCCGUCGUUGUGGCUUCAGCCUUCUUAAGCCUCGAAUGCAACCACCUUCUACUGAUGACACUCGACCUGGGCCUUUCUCCAGGCCGUGAACAUCCAAGAAGCGGUUGAAGGCUCUCUGUCCAUGCCCGACGAGUUCAACCCUCUCCAAGUUGGCGUUUCCACUUUCGAAACCACCGCCGCCACCAUCGCAGCCGUGACCAGCAGGUCUCGUGAGGCACCUCGGUGACGACUCGUAACCGCCAACGCCAAGUACGCUCGCCGCCUCUACCCUCGGUCCUUCACCUCGUCGCCCAAGUGGGUGUCUCGUCAGCCAGAAAAAGGACUAUGGGAGCUUCGACCGUGGCGUCCCAGAGACCGCUCCCAUUCCCAGACACACAAAGUACGCGAUACCCUAGCCAUGCUUCUCCAGCCAUGUCCACCAUUCUCAGAGACAGUCAUGUUGGGCCCCGGCCGGCUUCACCGUUGACAGGCGUUACCCCACGGCUGCCGUCUCUGACUGCAUCCUCCUCCAUUCCUCCUCCCCCCUCAUCCUCAAGCACCGACAGAAAUGCAGGCGCUCCAAUCACCAGUGUUCUGACUGCCCCAUCAGGAGCAGUGUCUGACGGUUUUCCUCCGUCCGGCGGCGCUCACAGCGGUUACCCGCACACGUCCCAGGCGGGCGGACAUCCGCUCUACUUUGCGAGCCACAUGACUGGCUCGUGGCCGACGCCUGGGUUAUCACAACCUUCAGCCUACACGUACUCGAACUCCAACUCGGGAGCGCCCGCGCCGGGCCCGCUUGCUCAGCCAUCGUACCAUCGAGCGGCGCAGUCGUACGGGUCCGGCUCGUCUCCUUUCCACCAGCACUUCCCCGGUCGUGCUUCGUCAUCGGCCCCCAGCGGAGAAACGAUAGCAGCGCCGCAGUCGUACCUGGAUCAGCAAGGAUUCCAGAGUCCGGUAGGAGUUGGCGGAGCCGGGGCAGGCGGAGGUGGGAACCUGGGGUCGCCGCUCAACGGUCCGGGAAACCAGGAAUCGGGGCUUACCCAGCCCAUGCUUCGCAACUCAACCGCGAAUACGCCGCGCCAGGCAGGACCAGGGCAGAACACACCGGCAGGAGGGUCCGCCGCGGCCCAGGAGGGAAGCUCUUACCGUCCGCCGCCCACACCGACCAACUACUACUCCCACAGUUCGGCGCCGCCACAACCCCCAUUCACUACUGCGUAUGCCCCGACCGUGACCCAGCCAUCACCAACUAACCCCCCGCCGGCAACGUCGUCCCCCUCGAUUCCGCGGGGACCCUCCUCAAUUCCGGCAGUGGCCCCGCCGUUACAGUACCCGGGCGGCCGUGCGUAUCCACCGACAUCGAUCGCAUCCUAUGCCUCGUAUAGCGCGAUUCCCGGGCCGGUGUUGAGCAACAUGCACCAUCCGGGUGGCGCCUUGGCCAUGGUGGGCAGCAUGUCGGGACUCUCUAGCUACAGUCAUCAUCCGGGCUUGCCGCCCCAUCAUCCGCACCACGUUUAUGUUCAUCCUGGCGGCCCAUCGCCCCAGUCCGAGCGCCCGUUCAAAUGCAAUACGUGCCCGCAAGCCUUCAACAGGAACCACGACCUGAAGCGGCAUCAACGGAUACAUCUGGCUGUCAAGCCCUUCGGCUGUGGUGACUGCGACAAAAGAUUUUCAAGGAAAGACGCGCUCAAGCGUCAUAGACUCGUCAAGGGAUGCGGGGGGGCAUCACCUCCUGACGGUAUGGCAGGUGGCAACGAAAGGUCCUCGAAAGAUCGUGUUCCUCCUAGAGAUGGCGACGCGGAAGGCAGUCCCAGAAUGAAGACGGAGGGGCCGUAGAUAGGGACGCUUGUCGGCCGGAACCCACUUCGAUCACGCAGAAGCCCAAAUAAGACCACGGCGGGGCCAACACCGGCACCGAGCCACGCAUAUCCCUUGGCCUGAAGCAUUUGGCCAUCUUUAUCAUUUUCAUUUC
Messenger RNA from Parathielavia appendiculata, 2043 nucleotides. RefSeq lists its product as uncharacterized. Gene Ontology annotation, molecular function: DNA-binding transcription factor activity, RNA polymerase II-specific; RNA polymerase II cis-regulatory region sequence-specific DNA binding. The record is from RefSeq and is a predicted model, not a curated record. NCBI's taxonomy places the organism in Eukaryota, Fungi, Ascomycota, Sordariomycetes, Sordariales, Chaetomiaceae. The coding region runs from base 414 to 1907 and encodes 497 amino acids. The transcript is spliced from 2 exons. Gene Ontology annotation, biological process: regulation of transcription by RNA polymerase II.